Molecule: messenger RNA, 1500 nt
Organism: Coccinella septempunctata (seven-spotted ladybird)
Lineage: Eukaryota; Metazoa; Arthropoda; Insecta; Coleoptera; Coccinellidae
Exons: 5
Coding region: 42-1448 (468 amino acids)
Biological process (GO): proteolysis
Molecular function (GO): serine-type endopeptidase activity
Source: RefSeq, a predicted model, not a curated record
AUGAUGUACCAGUGACACUAACAAGAUAAAAAAAAUUAUCCAUGUCUGUCGAAUUUUUAUUCAAAGCUAUUUUUAUUUGUACUUCCGUUUUUAACGGCGUAAAAGGAGGGGAAGAGCUCGCUACCAACUCCACCAAUGGCACAACAACGUUGGAACCGCGGAACUUCGAGUCCAGCACCUCCACCAUUUUCAAAGAUACGUCGAUGAAAGACGACAACUCUAGUCGACUGGAGAACGCGACAGACCCAUUCAACCUAACCCAAGUACCCCUGUUCCUCAACCUGAUAAUAAACCUGAACUUCAUGCCCGAAACCGCCAAGAAGAAGAAAAAAUACAGGAAGUCACGAGGUAGAUCCCACAGGAAGACGACCACAACGGAAGAAAAUCCUGAGAAAGUAACGACCGCUUCAGAGGACUUGGGGAGUGUCUUCCAGAAGAUCAAGUUGAAGAUGGAACUGCAGAGGAAGAAGAGGAACAUCGUCGAGUAUCAAAACAACGCCGAAGACAAAUCGGGGCUUCAAAACGGUACCAAACUGAAGAACAACAGGAUACAGGACAUAAUGAACGAUAAAUUCCCCAAGAUGAGCCUGCUGAACGACGAUAAGGAACUGGACGUCACGAAAUGGUUGAAGAAUUGGAAAGAUAUUUUAGCAGUAAACCCGAUCAUAGGCACAGAGAAACCCACGAAACCCGAGGUGGAGUACAUAGACGAAUGGAAGUACUCCUACAGGGUGACCCUGUACAAUUCGGACUCCUACAACAUCUCCAACUUUUUAUGCUCCGGCAUUUUGGUAUCACCCCAAUGGGUUCUCACUUCGGUCUCUUGUAAUUUAGGGGAAGACGUCACUCUUCUCAUCGGGGUCCACACGUUGCCGAAGAACAUAUCGGACCACAAUAGAUACGGGGUGUUGAAGAAGGUCUAUUCCCUGAACGAGAACCUGGAGCUGAUGCAGAUGGAUAGGCCGGUGCAGUGGAAUUUCAAAGUGCCCGAUAUAAGGGCAGUAAAGAUGGAGGAAAUGGAGAGCCUACUGAGAAGGGGGAAGUGCAAUUUACUGUCUUGGAUACCGGUGGACUUCGGUAAAGGGAUUUUCGAGCUACGGCAAUAUCCUCAACUGACGUUGUUGACAGAGUUUCGAACGAACGCCAACAAGAACGCAGUCAGGGUGUUCCCCCUCCAGCCUUACCGUACCUCCAGACAGGACGUGGGCUCGCCGGUGCUCUGCGACGACGUCGUCACCGGCAUCCUGCUGGACGUGGACGAGGACGACUCCAUGACCGUCGAGCUGCUAUGUCCCGUCCUCGAGUGGAUCACCUUCUUCACCAGGGAGGGCUCGUACUUCGAGGUGACAGCCAGGAAGUUGACCUUGAGAAGCUCCGCCCCCGAAGACUUGGCUCCCGGUUUCUUCCUAUCGUUGACGUUCUGUCAUAUUUUCUUGCGAGGUCGGUGAGGAGAUGAGGACGCGUAUAGCUUGUAUGGAUGAAUAUAUUUUUUUAGGAGAG